Messenger RNA from Owenia fusiformis, 2015 nucleotides. NCBI's taxonomy places the organism in Eukaryota, Metazoa, Annelida, Polychaeta, Sabellida, Oweniidae. The record is from the annotation of a GenBank genome assembly.
AUACUGCCAAACCAACUAUACACCAUUUAUUGAGAAUUUUCCUUCUCGCCCCUUGAGUAAGAGGGGUUCGAUUGAUCUUCAUCAAAUUUUAGGGAGUCAGGUUACUUUUUGAGACAUAUUCAGCGUCCAUUUAUUGUAAUUCACGUUUGUCGUACCAUUUGCUCAAUUCUGAUAUGAAGGGCACACGCGUAGUAAACAAUUGCUCACGUUGGAAUUAUUUUGACCUACAUCGCUAUUUUAAUAAAUUGGAACAUCAAAGUGCGCAGAUAAGAAAAUACCCCGGUAUGGUGUUUAAACUGCUUCUUUAUUCGGUAAAUUGGAGUUGCUGAUCACUUAACGAAUGAAAUAUGAAAUGAUGGAGAUUUGGGUUUUUUCAAAGUUUAUAAUGGCGGCCAAAGGGGGAUUUUAGCAUAAUAUUCCGAAAAUUAAAUCAUUAAAAAGACGAAAGAUCUUUAGAUUGUUUUUGCUGUUUUAUAUAUCAAAAUUAAUAUAACUUACAUACGACAUUUCAUUGUAGAUAUUUAAUUCCCUGGACGUCGUAGCUAUGGGCUAUACAACAACUGUAUUGUACAUGUAUUAGUUUGUACAAUAUCGUCUGCAUUAUUCAACAUGCUUAUUAUAAGAAAUUCAUGAAAAAGGAGAACUAUCUUCACAUAAUGGGCUUCAGUGUUCAUAUAUGUUUGUACAGUAUCAUAUAAAAUACUGUACAAAUGAAUCUACAGAUGCUAUAAUGUACCAGAGCUGUUCUGAAGCCUCUCUACGAUUUCAUCUUCAUACAUGCACUGUAAUUAGGCUAUAUGCCAUUGGUCCAGCAAAUAUAUACAGUGAGUUAUGCAACUGUUAACAUCAAUUGGGUGUUAUGUUAAAGAAUCUCAAUUUUAUUCAUUAAUUAAUAUAGUCCAGGAAUUGAUGCAUAUAACUUUAACGAAAAAGUUCGAAUCAUUAAACGUAAAAAGCAUGGUAAAAAGGUCUGCCGGUCUGCCACACUUUUAGAGAGGAGUGUCCAUAAGGGGAAUUUGCUUGUCUACUUGUACGUGAAUAAGAUGAGUUCUCUUCAGUAUCAGUUCCUCUCAGGAUUAUUUAUAAAGGGAACUUGCUAGCCUAUGUGAAUAUGAUGUGAUCUCUUCCAGUAUCAAUUCCUCUCAGGAUUAUUUAUAAGGGGAACUUGCUAGCCUAUGUGAAUAUGAUGUGUUCUCUUCCAGUAUCAAUUCCUCUCAGGAUUAUUUAUAAGGGGAACUUGCUAGCCUAUGUGAAUAUGAUGUGUUCUCUUCCAGUAUCAAUUCCUCUCAGGAUUAUUUAUAAGGGGAACUUGCUAGCCUAUGUGAAUAUGAUGUGUUCUCUUCCAGUAUCAAUUCCUCUCAGGAUUAUUUAUAAGGGGAACUUGCUAGCCUAUGUGAAUAUGAUGUGUUCUCUUCCAGUAUCAAUUCCUCUCAGGAUUAUUUAUAAGGGGAACUUGCUAGCCUAUGUGAAUAUGAUGUGUUCUCUUCCAGCAUCAAUUCCUCUCAGGAUUACUUAUAAGGGGAACUUGCUCGCCUAUGUGAAUAUGAUGUGUUCUUUUCCAGUAUCAAUUCCCCUCAGGAUUAUUUAUAAGGGGAACUUGCUAGCCUAUGUGAAUAUGAUGUGUUCUCUUCCAGUAUCAAUUCCCCUUAGGAUUAUUUAUAAGGGGAACUUGCUAGCCUAUGUGAAUAUGAUGUGUUCUCUUCCAGUAUCAAUUCCUCUCAGGAUUAUUUAUAAGGGAAACUUGCUAGCCUAUGUGAAUAUGAUGUGUUCUCUCUUGCUGACUUCUUGUAUCAAUCUCUCUGCCUGUCUGAUCACCUGUAACAAAAAACACAAAUAAAAGACAAUAUUAGAUUUAUUAAAUUGGGUGGCAAACUAAAUGAAUAAACACAAGGAGCACACGCGUCUCGAACUCGCAACCUAGUGGUUACGGCGCCCAAUCCCCUCCAUCCACUCCCCCUCCAUCCAAUAUUAAUUUGUUUCGAUUAUUUUUUGUAUAACCAUGGAAACUAACUUUA